This is a messenger RNA of Effrenium voratum, 1119 nucleotides long. The record is from the annotation of a GenBank genome assembly. NCBI's taxonomy places the organism in Eukaryota, Dinophyceae, Suessiales, Symbiodiniaceae.
AUGCAGCAGGCCGGUGUCGAUGUCAUCAUCGUUUCCGACCCCUCCAACAUGGCCUGGUUGACGGGCUAUGACGGCUGGUCGUUUUACGUCCACCAGGCAGUACUGCUGGGCCUCGACGGAGAUCCCGUCUGGUUCGGCCGCGGGCAGGACGCGCAAGGAGCCUUCAGGACCUGCUUCAUGCACCCGGACAAUGUCAUCGGUUAUCCGGACCACUACGUUCAGUCGACCGAGCGUCAUCCGAUGGAUUAUCUGGCCGCGCGGAUUGAGGAGCGGGGCUGGGCAUCGUCGAACAUCGGCGUUGAAAUGGACAAUUACUGGUUCACAGCAGCAUCCUAUGCGUCGCUGCAAAAACACCUGGCCGAUGCAAACUUUCAGGAUGUGACGGCGCUGGUGAACUGGCAACGGGCAGUGAAAUCCGAACAGGAACUCACCUAUAUGCGUACGGCCGGAAAACUGGUCGAAAAGAUCCAUGCGCGCAUUUUGGAAAAGGCAGAGCCCGGCCUUCGCAAAUGCGAUCUCGUCGCCGACAUUUAUGAUGCGGGCCUGCGCUAUGAUGCCGGUCUCGAGGCCGGCGGCGACUAUCCGGCAAUCGUUCCGCUUCUGCCGUCGGGAAGUGAUGCGGCAGCUCCGCAUCUCACCUGGGACGACAAGCCGAUGAAAUCCGGUGAAGGCACGUUUUUCGAGGUCGCCGGAGCCUAUCACCGCUAUCAGUGCCCGCUUUCCAGGACGUUGUUUCUCGGCAAGCCGACACAGACCUUUCUUGAUGCGGAAAAAGCCGUGCUUGAAGGCAUGGAGGCCGGGCUUGAGGCCGCCAGGGCCGGCAAUCUUUGCGAAGACAUCGCACACGCGUUUUUUGCCGUUCUGAAGAAGUACGGCAUCACCAAGGACAACCGCACGGGCUAUCCGAUCGGUAUCUCCUAUCCACCCGACUGGGGCGAGCGCACCAUGUCGCUGCGGAGCGGCGACCGCACUGUCUUGCGGGAAAACAUGACAUUCCACUUCAUGACCGGUCUGUGGAUGGAUGACUGGGGUUUCGAGAUCACCGAAAGCAUUGUCAUCCGUGACGGCGCACCGGAGUGCCUUUCCAAUGUUCCCCGCAAGCUUUUUGUGAAGGCCUGA